This is a messenger RNA of Entrophospora sp. SA101, 1293 nucleotides long. The record is from the annotation of a GenBank genome assembly. Lineage: Eukaryota; Fungi; Glomeromycota; Glomeromycetes; Entrophosporales; Entrophosporaceae.
AUGUUGGGUUCAACGCAGGUCGAGGACACAUUUAAACUGGAAAGCAAAUUGACAAGCUCACAGUUAUCUGUAUCAUCCUUAUCAAGUCAUUCAGCAAGUGAUGUUAGCGACGAUGAGGUUAACAGGCUACCAACAAAAAUCGCAAAACGUGUCAAAUCAUUCCAACCGCGUACUUCACAACUUGAUCGUGAAGCAAUAGAAAAUAACGAUUUUAAACCUCGUGGAGUCUUCACUUUUUUUUGGAUUGCAAUGUCGUUCUAUUUGAUGAAUACUGGUAUACAAAACUUUCAAACAAUUGGUCAAUUUGUAGGUUUAUCAUUUUACAAAUUGUUCACAAAAGAUUUCCUAGUGUUAAUGAUAAGUGAUGCUUUUAUGGUUGGAUCAAUGUUUUUUGUGGUUAUCCUACAAAAACUCAUUUCUAUUGGUUGGAUUAGAUGGCGUUAUACUGGAAUGAUUAUUCAACACGUAUUCCAAACAAUAUUUUUAUUUGUGCCCAUUUAUUGGUCAUUUUUUAGAGGUUGGCCAUGGGUACAAAGUGGUUUUUUCCUACUUCAUACGAUUUCAAUGUUGAUGAAAUUACACUCAUAUUCUUUCUACAAUGUUCAUCAAUUAAAAGAAGUAAUCAGUCAAGUUGAAGGAUACCUCAAGAGUCCUUUGGGAAAUACACAAUAUCCAAAUAAUAUCACUGUAUCAAAUUUUAUAGAUUUUUUGUUAGUUCCCACUUUAGUUUAUGAACUGGAAUAUCCAAGAACCAAAGAGAUUAGACCUUGGUAUGUUUUUGAAAAACUUUUAGCAACAUUUGGAACAUUUUUCUUACUCUAUGUAAAUACACAGUCCUACAUCAUACCUGUUUUACCAAAUGCAUCAUCUACAUCUGUUUGGGAAAUGAUUGUAAAGAUGUUAUUUGCAGAUCGUAACUUUUAUGAUGACUGGUGGAACAGUGUGACAUUUGAAGAAUUUGCACGCAAAUGGAACAAACCAGUUCACCACUUUUUAUUAAGACAUGUCUAUCAACAAUCCAUUGAAUCAUACAAAUUAUCAAAACGUGAUGCCACCUUCAUGACAUUUUUCUUAUCUUCACUAAUUCAUGAAUUGGUGAUGGUUGUAGUAGCAAAAAAAAUUAGAAUGUAUUUAUUCUUUUUCCAAAUGCUCCAAUUACCAUUAAUUUGGUUGGGUAAUUUGAAAUUUGUUAAAGAAAGGAAAUGGUUAGGUAAUGCAUUUUUCUGGUUUGGUAUGUUUGUUGGCCCCCCACUUUUGGGUGUUUUGUAUUGUAGAGAAGCAUUUUUCGAGUAA